AAAAAUUAAAGAGCUGUCAUAAACACACCCUGGAGAGGAGGGGAAACAGAGACGUUACCACAGCAACAGGCAUGUUGCAGGCAUUAAGCAAAGGAUUUCUGUUUAACACGCAAGAUUAAAGUCACAAGAAAAGGCAAGAAAAAGAAGCGGGGGCGGAGGCAAAUGUAAUAGCCCUUUAAUGUGCCAUUAAAGUUUAUUUCUUCACUGGAAAGGUGGUGGGAAUUUCACUGGCGGAGGGCAGACAGAGAGUCUGAGGGUAGUAAGGAGUCGUGUCAUUUGUAGGUAGAAGAAGAGGCCCAGACGCAGCCCACCUCUUCCUGGCAGUGGUCAUUACAGUGUGCAGAGAACAUCUCAUCUUUCCAGAGCAGGUCCUCGGCGUCACCAGCAGAGGGAGCCCUCCUGUCCAGCAACAGCAAACCAGGUGAAGUCCUGUGUACGGCUCAGUGUUUUGGGACUAAAGCCAACAAAAAUGAGAAAGACAGAAAACCAACCCUUCUUGUUCUACGACACAAUGCAAACGAUGUGAUGUGCCACUUGGGUGGAAUGAGCUGGGGUCCAACGGAACAAGGGGCAGGGUGUGUGAAAGUAUCCAGACGGGGUCGGUGGUUUGUGCGUCCCCCCCCCCCCCCCAGUUGUGUUUCCACCGCCUGCGGUGCAGACCUGUGUCCCCAAGGUCACAUCAUCCAGGCCAGAGACAACGGCCACACUAUCAUUUCAUGCUGCAGCAUUAGAUUCGUGUCAGAGCAGGGCCCGUGCGUGAGAUCCGAGUUGGAGGUUCGUUUUAGUUGACUUGGGCAAUUAUAAUUUUUGGGGGUUUUUUUAGGAGGAACGUCGGUCUUGCAGCCGACACGCACUGGACGCACUGGACGCGGUGUUGUGGACCGCGUAGAGGUAAAGUCCGCAGAACUGCAAAUGCCACAUUUUCCCUGCAAGCGAGCUCUUUUCGGUGAAACGCGUGCAUCUGAUGAAGUCGUGUUGCAAAAUAGAGGCUCUAUUGUGCAGAGCAACGCGCGGUGUGUUUGACCCCGAAGGCUCGAGAUGUCAGGAGGAGGAGGAGGAGGUAUUUCCAGUGGCCACUAGAUGGUAUAAUAUAUGCACGCAACGGGUUUUGCGCAAGGUCACGGCUGCAGCACUGAUCAAUACUCCUCUGAAAUCCGCCUGGUCGACGCUUUUCAUUGUGUUGUAGUUCUUCUUAUGUUGCCUGUUUUUAACCUUCUUUAGCAUUCACAUGCGUUCGGCGCCAUUUACUGAAGAGAUGCGGGUGGAUUUUAUGAAUUUUCAUAAUUAAAAACAGAUUAUUAUUCACGAGUCAAUCUCUAAAACGCACAGACCAUUACUUUCUCCUCUCGAAGCAUUUCAGCAUUUGCCAAAUUGAAACGGGCACGUGUCAACAAAGAGAACAGACAGAUCUGCUUUACCUGCAAACUCACUCAAGUUGAAGAUCAGUGGAGACAUUUUUAAUCAAAAAUUAAUCUUCCCCGCGCGCAGGCGCUCGGAAGAUUCGUGUGCAGAAAAUAUAGGCCCAAAGAGAAAUAAGAAAAAUAACGGAAAUUUAAAAAAAAAAAGACUUUGAAAAACAAAAUAAGACCAUGUGGUCUGAUGAGUUUUGAAUUUGUAAAAAUCAAAAUAAGGACAGAUUAUUUGUUCGCGUAAUCUCUUUUGGGAUUCGAAAUAAUAAUAAUAUUAAUUAACAAUACGUAUUACUUUAAACGAUAGUAACACUUUUAUCAUUAAUAGUCAUUAAUAUAGUUUAUUACACACGAACUGCCUUUUUUUAUUCAACUUCAUAUACAUCUAAUUCAAUUUUUGAGGCUGCGUUAAACUAAUGGUGAUAAAUAAAUCAAAUAAAACAAGAGAAAUAACAAUCUUUAACUGUAUUGCUCUGCAGGACGUCACAUAACGUGAUGAUGUUGUGGUGUUACAGUCUGCAGAUCUGCUUUGUGUGCAGGCGACGGCAGAGGUCACGAUCCGCAUCUGCGGCGACAGAUGUUAGUCCACUUACGGGCUGAUGCCCGGUGGUGCUGCACACACUUCUGAAUCAAUAAAUAAAACUGUUAGUACGAUGCUCGAAGUUUCUAUAUGAGGUCUUGAGCUAAAUAAAACCGAAGGACCGUGCAGGUAAAAGAAAACCAACACGCUUUCAUUUCAAUCUGCUAAAAAAGGCCAGUCUCAGAAUUCAUUCGAAUAUUAAAUUUACGAUGACAAUUUACUUUUUUUUUUAAUGAGUCACAUUCUGCUGGUUAGAACCAGAUUAUUAUUAUUUAUCUUAUUUCCGGAUUGUUGUUUUUUUUUCAGAAAAUUGCUUCAGUGUUUAUUGGCAAAGCUGAUCUACUGAAACAAUGACAUAAGCAGCCUGUUACAUGUUAUCAGACAUGGUUUUUCCCACAUCAAAUGAAACACCGAUUUACUAUUAAAAUAAUCUACACCAGGUCGAAUUACUUCUUUUUUUCUCUCUCAAAGAUUAUUUGUACAAUAUGGCAAAAUCUGGAUUUUGCGCACCAGCUGCAUGGGGCCUACCUACCUGGUCAUGGCGACUCAUGAUGCAGGCUGCCAAGGAAGGGACGAGGAUGGCCAACUUCGACGAUUUUAAAGGAUUUCAAACAAUAAAACUUUUGAUGGAGGAAACCGUCAAAAUUGGACAUGUUACCAAAUAAUCGUCACAUCACACGUCAGCCAUGCACCAGAAUCCCAGCAGACCCUUUUGGCUGAUGAAGGGUUAACUAAAAAAAGAUAAGAUAUCCUCAAAAUGUGUUGUCCUCAUGCUGCAUUCGGGUGAUGCAGGGAAAGUGGGAGACACGACUUAAACGUGUAAUUUUCGACUGGUGUUACUGCUAAAAAUGUGAUGUUUCUUGAGAUCUCCGACUUUUACGCACGGGACGCUCCAUUUCUUUUCUCCUAUAUUAAACCGAAUUUUUAAAAAAAAUCUGCACUUCAGUCAACUUAAUCCCGAAUCCUUAAAAAUUAAACAAAUAAAAACAACAAGUACAUUUAAUAGCACAAGCCACGCGGAUGUACAGUUUGCUCUCCUGUGUUUUGUGAUGUUUCCGUUGAAAUGCACGUGUGUUGUUGUUGUUGUUGCAACCUUCACGUCCGAUUUGCCUCCAUGUGAAAAGCGUCGACUAAACUUUUCUUUCACUCUUUCCCCACUUGGUUGAAAGUGGACCUGACGUAAUUUACAGUGGCCAAUCGCAGAGGAGCUUUCCUCCUCCCCGGGCCAAUGGGAAGCGACAAGGGGUUGCCUGUCAGUCACAGGUGAGGGUGGACGUUACAAAAAAAUUGGGUGAAAAGAGCCAGAGAGCGGAGCGAGCCCGGGCUGAUGGUAGAGCUAUACGGAGGAGCAGCAUCGUGCCUGCGGAUGUAGCAGAAACUUUCCACGGCUUCUCCCGCGGGGAUGCGACCAGGAAUCAACACUGGAGGGAAAACAGUUCUGCGACAGCAAUGCUCCACGGAUGAAACCGUCUAAAAUGUGGAUGAACUGACAUUUACUCCUCUAUCCGGGCCGGUUCAUUUCUCAACUUGAAGACCGAGCAAACUCUGUGUUUUUUUUUGCUGUAGUGAAAAUGGCCGUUCGAGGCAACUCGCUGAUGCCGUUCUCGAUCCAAGCCAUCCUGAACAAAAAGGACGACAGCCGACACUUGCCGGACUUGGACAUGUGCUUCUCCAAGACGGCGUGCUGGAAAAUAUUUGGGGAGAUGAACGGCGGGUCGCGGAGGGACGACGACGACGACAACGCGGAGGCUUGCGAGCCGACGGACCAGAAGAGCUACGACUCGGACUCGGGACUCAGCGACGACAACGACGGCAAGGCUCCGGCCGCGCGCAAGUCGGAGAAGGACGGAGACGCUGCGUCAGACGUGCCGGAGGAGAGCCCGCAGGAGGAGACGGACCACGAGUCCGCGGCCGCAGAGAACGCGAAGAGCGACAGCGAGCCCAACAAUGCCACGGACUCCAGCAACCUGGACGAGAAGAGCCCGGACCAGCCCAAGCAGCGGAAGAAGCGCUCCAGAGCCGCCUUCUCGCACGCGCAGGUCUUCGAGCUGGAGCGCCGCUUCAACCACCAGCGGUACCUGUCCGGGCCGGAGCGCGCGGACCUGGCGGCCUCCCUGAAGCUCACCGAGACGCAGGUCAAGAUCUGGUUCCAGAACCGCCGGUACAAGACGAAGCGCCGCCAGAUGGCCGCCGACCUGAUGGCGUCCACCCCGGCGGCCAAGAAGGUGGCGGUGAAGGUUUUGGUGCGCGACGACCAGAGACAGUACAGCCCGGGGGAGAUCCUGCGGCCCCCGCUGCUUUCCCUGCAGCCGUCCUACUACUACCCCUACGCCUACUGCCUCCCCGCAUGGACACUCUCUGCGUGUGCGGGGAAUCAGUAAGAACUCGGUGACUGUAUUUAUUGGGGUUUCGUUUUUUUUUUUUUUUUUACUGUUUUGGCUCCCAGGAAAUCAAACCAUAACUAAACUAUUUGUUUUUUUCCUGACAAGAGGAGGAGAAUGUGCUCAGCGUCUCUGAUUGAACUUGCCUCGUCGAGCGGUCCAGGCCAGACCAGACCAUGGGGUUCCCAAAACUUUUUUUUCCAGCCCCUCCACAUCCUCAAAUACUUUAAAAGGACUCUAUAUUUUUUAGUAAGAGUCUGUCCUGAGGAAACCCAUGUUAACUGCCUCAACUGCGGGUGAGCGGGGAGACUGGACCUCUUUAUAAAAAGUCAGUAUGUUAACCUCUGAGGAGUGACAGUAAUAACACUAAAGUAUUCCUCUCUGUGCUCGGGAGCCCCUCGAGGACCCCUGAGGCCCCCCGGAGCCCUAAACAGACUGAAACUGUCACCUUAUGCUGGUUUAUAUUUGUCAUGCGCCUUCCUACCUCUGCAGUGAUUGGAAAUAGGCAUAUUCCAUUGACUUUUCAAAAAUAACUGUCUCUGUUACAGGUUGUGUGUGAUGUGUUUUGUUUUUUUUCUCUUGCUGUGUUUGUAAAGGUAAGAUAUUUCAGCACUUUUGAGCAUAUUACGUUACAUUAUGUCAAUGUACAUUAUAGUUUGGACAUGUACAGUGUCGUCAGACUGAGAAAGAGGCGGUUUGUUGUGGUGUUUGGGCCUGAGAGUGAUCGUGUGGCAGGAAUCAGGCUGAGACAGACCAACAUGGCCUCAUGUGUUACUCGUGUUAAAAUAACUGUUUAGAUCGAAAAACAUUAAAAAGGAAACAUAUCAGGCAUUA
Molecule: messenger RNA, 5204 nt
Organism: Scophthalmus maximus (turbot)
Lineage: Eukaryota; Metazoa; Chordata; Actinopteri; Pleuronectiformes; Scophthalmidae
Gene: nkx3-2
Product: NK3 homeobox 2
Exons: 3
Coding region: 3561-4370 (269 amino acids)
Biological process (GO): cell differentiation; regulation of transcription by RNA polymerase II
Cellular component (GO): nucleus
Molecular function (GO): RNA polymerase II cis-regulatory region sequence-specific DNA binding; DNA-binding transcription factor activity, RNA polymerase II-specific
Source: RefSeq, a predicted model, not a curated record